AUGGUUCAAGAUAUAAUAUUUAUUUUAUUUUUAUCAGUUGCAAGUACAUUAUUAUCAGAAGGUGUAUCAUGGCUCUUAGUUUAUAGAACAGAUAGUUAUAAGAAAUCUAAAGCAAAUAUUGAUAGAUUACAAGCCCAACUCGAUAAAAUUAAAGAGCAAGAUUCAAAUACAUCCACACUUUUAAAGAAAAAACAAGAUAAAAAAGGUGAAAAGAUUGAAGAAGCCUUAAAAAUUGCAAACAAAGAUCUUUCAUUAUCUAAAUUUAAAUCAAUGUUCUUUGUUGCAAUUUCAAUGAUUGGUUUAUUCAGUUAUUUAAAUAGAAUUUUUGAUGGUGUUGUAGUUUGUAAAUUACCAUUUGUACCAAUUGGAUUCCUUCAAAAUAUUUCACACAGAACUAUCGCAGGUGAUGAUUACACAGAUUGUUCUAUGACUUUUAUUUAUGCAAUGUGUUCAAUGUUUGUUAGAAAUAAUAUUCAAAUGAUUUUGGGUACUGCUCCACCAAAGAGUAAAAAUCCAUUUUUAGGUGGUAUGGACGAAAAAAAAUAA
Molecule: messenger RNA, 546 nt
Organism: Dictyostelium purpureum
Lineage: Eukaryota; Evosea; Eumycetozoa; Dictyosteliales; Dictyosteliaceae
Exons: 2
Coding region: 1-546 (181 amino acids)
Biological process (GO): endoplasmic reticulum calcium ion homeostasis
Cellular component (GO): cytoplasm; endoplasmic reticulum membrane; endoplasmic reticulum
Molecular function (GO): calcium channel activity
Source: RefSeq, a predicted model, not a curated record